CGGACCCGGUGGGGAAGCGGCUCUGUACUUGUUGCCACGUCGGUUUAGCUGUUGAACCUGGUUUAUUCAUUUAGAAAGAAUUAAAGAGGAGUUUUUCUGGAGUGUUUUCUUCUGUGGCCGCAGUCAUGGUUUCCGUUAUUAACACGGUGGACACCUCUCACGAGGACAUGAUCCACGAUGCCCAGAUGGACUACUACGGCACUCGACUCGCCACCUGCUCCUCUGACCGCACUGUAAAGAUCUUCGAUGUCAGAAACGGAGGGCAGAUCUUGGUAGCAGAGCGGACCCCUACCACAACAACACCAGCAGGCCACGAGGGUCCAGUGUGGCAGGUGGCGUGGGCGCACCCGAUGUUUGGCAACAUUCUUGCUUCCUGUUCCUAUGACCGUAAAGUCAUCAUCUGGAAGGAGGAGAACGGAGCCUGGGACAAGAUGUAUGAAUACUGUGGACACGAGUCUUCAGUGAACUCUGUCUGUUGGGGUCCCUAUGACUUUGGUCUGAUCUUGGCCUGCGGCAGCUCGGACGGAGCCAUUUCUCUUCUCACAUUCACUGGUGAUCAGCAGUGGGACGUCAAGAAGAUCAGCAACGCACACACUAUUGGCUGUAACGCAGUGAGCUGGGCUCCUGCUGUAGUUCCCGGCAGCCUGAUUGAUCAGCCAUCGGGUCAGAAACCAAACUACGUCAAACGCUUCGUCUCAGGAGGCUGCGACAACCUCGUCAAACUCUGGAAAGAGGAGGACGGUCAGUGGAAGGAGGACCAGAAGCUGGAGGCUCACAGUGAUUGGGUGAGAGACGUCGGCUGGGCUCCUUCUAUCGGUCUUCCCACCAGCACCAUCGCCAGCUGCUCUCAGGACGGACGCGUGUUCAUCUGGACGUGCGAUGACCCAGCGGGCAACACCUGGACGGCCAAACUGCUCCAUAAGUUCAACGAUGUUGUUUGGCACGUCAGCUGGUCCAUCACUGGAAAUAUACUGGCUGUUUCUGGAGGAGACAACAAGGUGACGCUGUGGAAGGAGUCGAUGGAUGGUCAGUGGGCGUGUAUCAGUGACGUCAGCAAGGGCCAGGGCGCCGUCUCCACCAUCACAGACACACAGCAGAACGAGCAGUGACACACACACACACGAACACACACAUACACACAUUUCUAGCAACGACCCCUGACUCUACGAGGAUGACCCGACUCUUCACAGAUGAAUUAAGCGUUAAGAAACAUGACGGACAUUUGACCAAACAUUGUCCACUCUGAUUGAGCUACUUUAGGGUGUUCUUGUUUUGUGUUGACAUUAUGAGUCAAACAGGAGUUCAGCUGCACCGUUUGUUUGACAAAAAUGCUCCUAAAUUUGAUCAGAAAGCUAAGAAACCUUCACAGUUGUAAGACCCUGAAAUCUUAUUUUUAUCAGAUGCACUCCACAGAGUUUCAACAUGCACACUAAAGCUUGUCCAGACAUUACGUGGUACAGUUUCACAGCUGUCCUCCUCCCCGUCCCAUGAUGCUCUGCUCCUGAAACAUUCCACCUCCACCAGCGGAGAACGAAACUCUAAACAUCGCCCAGGAUGAUCUCUUAACUUUCAGCCCUUUAUUUUAUUUACUUGUUAGCCCAAACAGCUCUGUAAUCUCUGUAUUGAGCAGGAAAGCCUAGGUGCAACUGUAAAACUGUUAUCUCUACAAUAUCUUUAAUAUUUGCCGCAGAAGUAGCUUUACUGCUCGGGCAGUGAGACAAAUCAGAAAAAGAAAUGCAUCCUCAACUUCAGCCGCUAAAUUUAACAAAGAAUAAAUAAAUAUAUGAUUUAUCUGGUAAACUAUUGAUGAGUACACAUUCUUUUCAACACAAUACAAAAUGUGUCAAUAACCACAGAGUCAUCAGGUGUUUGUGAAUUCAGAACCUGCCUUAAAUAAUCAGCCACAAAUGGCAUACUUUGUAAACAGUUUUUGAUUAUUUUCUUUCAGAUGUAAGAUCGGACAACCAUGGAUGUGUUUUUUCAUAUAUGAUGUAAUUAAAUAUAUAUAAUGUUAGAAUA
This is a messenger RNA of Plectropomus leopardus (leopard coralgrouper), 2019 nucleotides long. Lineage: Eukaryota; Metazoa; Chordata; Actinopteri; Perciformes; Serranidae. The record is from RefSeq and is a predicted model, not a curated record.